Messenger RNA from Lytechinus pictus (painted urchin), 4209 nucleotides. Its product is annotated as ankyrin repeat and MYND domain-containing protein 1-like. NCBI's taxonomy places the organism in Eukaryota, Metazoa, Echinodermata, Echinoidea, Temnopleuroida, Toxopneustidae. The coding region runs from base 139 to 3909 and encodes 1256 amino acids. The transcript has 18 exons. The record is from RefSeq and is a predicted model, not a curated record. Gene Ontology annotation, molecular function: protein binding.
CUUUGGAAUCGUUUCUCAAUAUUACCAAGUCGAGAGCCAGGAAUUAAACUUGUUGUUGGGGUCAGAAGAUAAAAAAAACCUGUAAAUAAAAUAUAAAUCAUAUAGUUCAUGGAUACAACUAUAAACCCCUAAGCAAGAAUGCCGUCCAAGUUGGAGUUCUAUGCCUUCCCGCGGCUGAAAUCGGCCAAGAAGGAAAUAGACAACAAUCACAUGGACUACAAGAGUGGCGCCACAUUCUCCGGUCAGUUAGACGGGCGCAAACGCAUGGGGUAUGGUGUCUUUGUGUGGCCGAAUGGAGACCGAUAUAAAGGAGAGUACGUGGAUAAUGAUAGGCACGGAAAAGGCGAGCAGGUGUGGUCUGACGGAGCAAAGUUCACUGGGGAAUUCGUCAGGGACACAAGGCAUGGAGAAGGAGAGCACAUUUGGCGAGAUGGAGAGAGUUUCAAGGGAUCGUACUUUAAAGACCAUCGUCACGGACAGGGGACAUACACAUGGCCCGAUAAGUCAUGCUUUGUCGGUACUUUCUACAAGAACAAGAAGGAAGGCUAUGGUAUCUUCAAAUUCAGCAAUGGCAAUGAAUUUCAGGGUUUGUACAUCAAUGACGAGAGGGAAGGGCCGGGCCUUUUUUCGUACCCCGAUGGAACACAUGACAUUGGACUAUGGCGAAAAGAACGACUUGUUAAACUCUGCAGCCCUAUAGAGGGUGCCUUUACAAUGGCUGAGCACACCGACUUUGAAUACAACCCAGCAGAACACGUCUUGAACCUUAAGGUCACUGAUCCCCGGAACCCAACUCUAAACAGUACCCUCAACGUCACUUCCAACGAUUCAAAUUCAAACGGACAAACAGAGGAGUCGUUACAAGCCAUGAUGGAGAAACUCUCAAGCGUUAAUUUCCAGACGACCUUUGACAUCUUUCAGUCGAGCACGGGAGAGAGUGUAGAUUUGAAAACGCUGACGUAUGACAGGGAAGAGUAUGAUGAGGCGUUCUUCGGUGACGAUUGCAAGGAGUCGGAGAGUAACCUGACAGCUCUUAAUAACACGCCUUCCUUGAUUGAGAUGCAACUGCAUGCGCUGAAGCAUAGGAACAGAGAGAAUGUUGUCACGUUUCCAGUUGAUGCUCUUAUUCAUGGUGACCGAGGUAUCUUCACGAAGAAGGGUCCUAUCGAAGAGAUGUCCGAGGAACUUAUUGAAGCGGCAGCUAAAGGAGACUAUGAUACCGUCCAUUCUCUACUAUCUAAGGGCGCUGUCAAUGUCAAUGUGGCUGAUAGGAAUGGCCAUGUCAGUCUCAUUGGAGCUGCGGUUCAUAUGCACAGAGAUGUUAUCGACUGUCUCCUUGACAACGGGGCCGAUGUCAACAAACUGAACGAUGAAGGCCUCUCCGCUCUUGCCGCUUGCCACGUCCUCUUCUACCCGAUCUCCUCCUUCAAGUACAACAUCGCGGAACGCUACCUUCCCGUCCCUCCAGGCGAGGAGCGCAUCCAGGUGAAGAUCCACAUGGAAAGUCCUGAUGAAUCUGGUGUCCAGGACAAUGCCCCGAAAGCCGGGCAGAAGCCUCAAGAAGCAAGAGCGGAGUCAGGAUCGGUGCAUAACGGAGGCAAGGUAGAUGGGAACAACGCAGAUCGGGAUUUCUUCGACAUCGAGAGCCCCGAGAAAGAAGUCGGAGACGAACUGGAAGAGGGAGAUGGAUUCAUCCCGGAGUGGGACCCUGACAAGGAGUCGGUGGAAGAGCGGCGCAGCCUCAAGAAAGCUGGCAGUCUUCUGAGUCAAAAGCAGCUUGGUUCCCUCCAUGGAUCAUCGUCAAUCAUCACCUCGGUCAAUGACUUUGAGACGGACCAAAGUCUGAAAGGUUUUGGUGUGAAGGUAACAGAGGACAUGAUUGAGAGGACCGCUACCUCGAUGAGUAAGAAUCCUAGGAUAGUCAGCCGAGGCAUCUCAAGGGAGGAGGAGUAUUUAGAUGAUGCAAGGAAGAGAGCUAUUGAUAUAGCAGAACAUUCCAAGAUGGAGGCUACAAUCCGAUUGCUAUUGAAGCGAGGUGCCGAUCCCAAUGCCUCCUCUGUCCCUAUGCCCGUUCUCUUCUUUGCCAUCAAGGCAGCGGAUGUCGAUGCAGUCUCUAUUCUACUGCAAAAGAAGGCUUCUACAGAAGCUAGGCUUUCCCCUGAGAAAGAAGGCCUUACACCUCUACACAUAGCCAGUGCAAUCCGAGGCAUAGAAGGCGUUGAAAUCACGAAGCUCCUACUCGGAUCUGGAGCUAGACCCAACACAAGAGCUCUGGAUAAAGAUCUUCAUGAAUAUCCUGAAGAUCUGUCCCCACUGGAUCCUGAUGUAAAGUUAAAGCCUGGUCUUGAUGACAGUGUCUUUGCCUAUCUCCUAGAGCUUGAGGAAGCCGGUGAUCACCAGGGUGGUCGUACUCCUCUUCAUAUUGCCUGCGAUAGGGAUGACGAUUAUGAGCUUGCUCGUCAAGUGGUUCAUCUUCUGUUAGAGCAUGGGGCCAAUCCCAAUGUGUUAUGCAAAGGACAAUCGCCUCUUUCGUUGGCUAUCGCUAGUGGCAAUGAUCUGGCAAUUGAUGAGUUGCUAAGCUGUAAAGCCAAUACCAGUCUACCACUGGGUCAGAGUAUAGGAAGUGCUUUGUGUGUAGCGGCUAACACACAGUUUGAAUAUAGAAGAACCCCUCAGCAGAGAAUAGCAUUGAUUGACAAACUAGUCAAGGCUGGAGCAAAUAUCUUAGCUCCCAUUGCUGUAGGACCUAAACGUCAGAUGGGUACGGCUGUAGACUAUGCAUACUGGAUGUUCAAUCAGGAUCGACGGAUUGCCCACAUGCCCUACCACGCCUUGACCCAUGCAGAGCGUGACACCUACAACGCUCGCAGGAAGCUGCUAAGUCACCUGGGUGAGAUCCUACGAGAGGCCGCCGUGAAACGAGAGAAGGAACGCCUAGAACAGGAGGAAUGCAAUGGCAUGAGAAGCGUAAGCCCAAGUCAUGGCUUCCUGUACACCGGUGCCGGAGCCAUGGCUUCGGACGGUAGCGUGGGCAGAAGCAAGAGCCCCUCCAGGAUCUCCUCUAAGGGGGGCGAGGGAGGGGGACCCGACGGGAACAAACAGGUGGCCUUUCAGGCGACCACCAAGGAUAGCAGUGGUAUGGUACAGCCUCUAGUGGAUCGGGAUGAAGAGAUGACUGUCAGUGGUGGUGGGAAGGUAUUAAUGACGGUGGAUUUGUCGCAAGGUGGAGACCAGUCCAGGACCCAGCGACUUGUCAAGCAGGCCACCAGGUCUCACAUCAGGAAACCACUGUUCCGUUACUGCUACGAAUGUGGACGGUCGAUAGGCGUACGUCUGUCUGCGUGUACGCGAUGCAAGGAGGUCUACUACUGCAGCAAGGCGUGUAAGAUCAAAGCCUGGAAUGCUAGACACAAAGAAGAGUGCCUGAGAAUAGGAGGUCGCAGUCGGAGUCCAAGCCCAACGAGCCAUACUGGUGUACCCGGCUCGCACAACUCCACCAACAAUUCCAAUCAGUCACUCACACAAGGCCAGGCACAAUCUAAUGCUAAAGGACUAGGGGGAGGUGGAGGAUCCAUUGCUAAAGGUCAAAAUAAAGGUCAUGGGCCAAAUGUGAAAGGUCAGACAGGGUCAAAUACAAGGGGUCAGGAGGGGUCGAAUGCCAGAGGUCAGCCGGGUAAGACGGGAGGUGUGGACACCAAAGGGAAGGUUGCGGGUAAGGGGCCAGCUGGGGUGGCUGGAACGAGAGGUCAAGUCGCUGAUAAAGGGCCAAAGGGCAAAGGUCAAGUAGGGGGUGGAGAUAAUCGGAUGGUGGGUCAGACCAAUGGUCAGUUUGGUGGAGGGAGUGUUGGAAGGGAAGCGGUCGACCAUGCCAUGAAGUCGGAAUGUACAGAGAACUAUAGCUAUAAUUGAGUGCGCCAUAUUGGUUUAUAUGUCUCGUCUCUCUAGCCAUGGACCUACAAAGGAAUGGGACAUUCUUCUGUUAUUUGAUGACUUCAUUGAACAUGUGACUGUCAUUGUCGUCUGAAUAACAUUUUCUUCAUGUAUGUCUGCUAUGAUUCUGUGACGUUCACCAUCAAUUAGGCCAUGGGUUGAAAGAAACACUCCAUGGUUCCAUCCAUCCAUUAAAGUGGCAUGUCAGAAUCUGACGUUGCCCAUCAAAACGUGCUCUCCUCGUGCUCCCUUUCCUUUUAUAGCACCAGUAAGGGCCAC